AAAUAUUGCCGGAGGUCAUGGGUCUUUGCACGUGAGUAACUCAUUGCCCUUUAAUUGGAAGGGUGACUGCAAAGCAGCUAGCAGGGAGAGAUUGUUCUCGAUGUGGAAUCUGCAUUUAUGCAUUCAUUCUGAGUGCAACCAUGUAAUCAGGUCAACAAGAUGACACUCUGCAGUGGUGUAGGUGGAAGAUUGGCAGCACGCUAUUAGGAACUGGGAGAAGCUAAAGAGGAGAGACACAUUUAUGUUAUCUCUGCCUCCAGAUGGGAUCCCAACCUACUGUGCAUUUCUGGGUAGUCUUUAUCAGAGCUCUGCACAUCACGAAAAUGACUUUUAAAACUCUCAGCCAGAGAGUACUCUCCACCCCAACUUGACUUAUACUUCUCAGGAGAUAACUGUCUUAGACCUCUCCAAGUCAGUUUUCUUCUUUUUGCAAGAGUAAGAGUGCAACAUACCUUGGAAUAAAGAGAAUUAUCAAGGCAAAGUGCAGCUGCACUGGCUGAAGUUGGAGUGAAGAAACAACUCAUAAAGUCUCAGUGCAUCCAGACCCUUGUUUGUGGAUUGUGUACGCACUUCUACCAGUAAGCUGACUGUUGGGCUUGAUCAGGGACAUCUGAAUUGCUUGAAGACUCCAGUGGGUGAUCUUUGGUUGAAGAACUGUCACCAAAAUUGGGGAGUAGAAUACAAACUCCAGAACGCAAGAAAAAAACGAGAAAGAAACAAAUGCAAGGGUUCUCUGCUUGAGCUCAGUGUUUUUUACAAUGUCUUGGGAGGACUCCAGGACGUCAGUACUUCUGCUGGCCAGCAUUCUGUUGCUGAUCUUGCAAAGAUUGGCAGCGUCCCACCUUAUGAUGGAUAUGGCUCUACAUUCCUUUGAUGACCAGUACCUGGGUUGCAGAGAGCAGAUGAUGGAAGAACUGGAGAGGGGAGACUACUUCCAGAAGGAAAUAGCUGCUAGUAAGAACUAUUUGAACCUCUGGAAGAAGGCUCAGGAAGCUUUGCUGAAGAGCCCUGUAGGUCUCCUGAGGGAGAUGCAUGAUAGUCACGCCACCGUCCUCAUGGCUUACACCAUGAAUUCUUCCCUGCACUCUCAGCUGAACUGGGCCACAUCCACAGCAGGAAGGUCUCCAGAGCAUUACAGACAUAACUUCAGCUACAAAUAUUUUCACUUUUACCUAACGACAGCUAUCCAGAUAAUGAAGCAGUGGCAGAGCAGCAAGGACGGCGUGGGGAAACGUCACUGCUACCGGGUGCACAGGGGUGUGAAGGACUUAUAUAUUGAGGCUACAGUUGGCAGCAUGGUGAGGUUUGGCCGUUUCACCUCCACCUCUCGCCUCUGGAAUGAAGCCCAGAAAUUUGGGAAUGAAACUUUGUUUACGGUGACAACCUGCCUGGGAGCAGCUAUGCAAGGCUUUUCUUACUACACAUCUGAGAAGGAAGUCCUCAUUCCCCCUUAUGAGAUAUUCCUUGUCAAAAACUUCUUUCGGACACAGCAUGGUAACCGGCUCCACCUGCAUUCUGUGGGGAACUACAGCAAGUACCGCUGCCAGCUCUUGGAAGCUUCAAGAAUCAAGAACAGUGGAUCUACUGCCUCUGCCUCCGUCAUUCUUUUUAUUGUAGUUGGCAUUUUAUUGUGCUGGGCCAGAGACACUAAGUACACAUUUCAAAAAGGACUGGGAAGAUUAGAAACAGCUGUCACAGGUACGUCUUGAAUGCGUGCAGUCAAGCUUGCUCGAACUCCUUCCUAUGUGAAAGUUAAUGGAAUCAAGGUGGACAAGGUUGGCACAUUCGUGCCUCUUGCAACUUUUCUGUUAUUGCUGGGAUGCAGUUUUCAAUCAUUUUAACAAAGAUUUGGAAUGCUUCACACGGCGGCCUCAGCACCCUGAAAGCCUCCUCUAAGCAGUCAGCUGCUACUUUCAGGCUUUUCUUUAUGGACCUAUGUCCUCGGAGGAGGGUCUGUAUGAAAGCAAAAAGCGAAGAGUUGGAGGAUACAGAACGAAGCUUGAGCUGUUGUGAUGUUUCACCUGAGGAGGAGCUGUCUUCUGUAGUACUUGGUGUCCCAUUCUGUUGCAGCAUCUUAAUGACAUCAGCAUAGUCCAUGAGAAGUUCUGAUACAUGGAGGGAUAAAGCAGGCGAACUCAGUAACUGCUCCAUAGCAGACUCGACUGUGCCAGGGAAAUUAUCAUGUUUUAACAACACUGCAACCAGUGCGCCCAAGAUACUUCCUAUAAUCUCCUUAUAAUGAUCAUAGAUAUCUUUUACUGCAGCCAUUUUUUCCUGUAGAGAGAUGAUGCGACCGGUAAUUUUAGCACACAGUCUUUGCUUCAUGCUUUCCUGUACAUCUCUGUCUCUUGUUUCCAUUGUGGCUUGCAUCUCUUUUAAAGCACUGACCAGCAACUGCAGGUUCUCUUUAAUGCUGAAGUUUUCUUUUACUGUCAUGGUGGGGAAGUUGGUACCAAGCUGGUGAUUGAGGAUCUGGAAUAUUGUAUUAGUUGAAGAGACAUAAAUGUACACUAAUUCAUACA
This is a messenger RNA of Tympanuchus pallidicinctus (lesser prairie-chicken), 2522 nucleotides long. RefSeq names its product ADP-ribosyltransferase 4 (inactive) (Dombrock blood group) (gene ART4). Gene Ontology annotation, molecular function: NAD+ poly-ADP-ribosyltransferase activity; NAD+-protein-arginine ADP-ribosyltransferase activity. NCBI's taxonomy places the organism in Eukaryota, Metazoa, Chordata, Aves, Galliformes, Phasianidae. The record is from RefSeq and is a predicted model, not a curated record. The transcript has 4 exons. Bases 759 to 1709 code for a protein of 316 amino acids.